Molecule: messenger RNA, 321 nt
Organism: Sparassis crispa
Lineage: Eukaryota; Fungi; Basidiomycota; Agaricomycetes; Polyporales; Sparassidaceae
Exons: 2
Coding region: 1-321 (106 amino acids)
Source: RefSeq, a predicted model, not a curated record
AUGAUUCAAACCCAACGCUCUCUAAAGUCCCCUUCACCUCCUCGUCCUUCUCCUGCGGAAGGUCGGGUUCCAGUCUCUCCCCCCGUCUCGCCCAAGACGCGCAGACCAUCAAUAGGACCCAGGUUUCGAUUUCCUCUCGCUUCGUCGAAGCCCACCAAGCCCAUGCACAUCUCCGAUUCGAAGCCCACCAAGGCCAUACACAUAUCCGAUCCUGUGCUGAAAGACGUUUGCGAUUUUCAGCGGAAUCGUCCUCUAGGCUCGGGGGCGACAAUUGUGCAGAGUCCCCAGGAAGCAUGGGCUCACGUCCUAGUCCAGUUCUGA